Messenger RNA from Brettanomyces bruxellensis, 1479 nucleotides. RefSeq lists its product as uncharacterized. The transcript has a single exon. The record is from RefSeq and is a predicted model, not a curated record. The coding region runs from base 1 to 1479 and encodes 492 amino acids. NCBI's taxonomy places the organism in Eukaryota, Fungi, Ascomycota, Pichiomycetes, Pichiales, Pichiaceae.
AUGACUUCAGCUACUUCAGAAACUUCAACCAAGUCGUCGGUACUUGAGCCACGGCUAAGGGACUCGGAUCUUAGAUUUAUCUCACUAAAUAUGUUUGGAAAGGAUACUUUGAAAGACUUGCAUUCUCCAAUAAAGCCAAAGGUUGCCGGCUCUAAUAUAGGUCUAAUAAAUGAUGCAACAACAUGGGAGAUGAUAGUAUUCGAUUUUAGGAGAAGAAUACUAUCGUUAUUGUUUUGGUGCUACAGUAUUCUUCUUGAAAUUUCAGGUAUGUCUUCUGAACUAAGCAUUAUUCUUGCUAAUCUGUUUUGGACCGUUUUCUCCUCCGUGUUUUUAAAUUUUGAACAACUAGAAAGGGACUUCUCAUAUAUUCAACAUGAGCAAAAACGGAGUGGAAGAACUGCUUCAUCCACCAUUGAGAGUGCACUUGCUUUUGGGAAUAGUAUCCGUGAGUUACCUUUAAAGUUUAGACGCAGUCUCUGGAAAAGAGUUUUUCGCAGCAGAUUUCCAAACAGCCGGUUUGCGAUACAACUAGCAGCUGGAAAAGGUCCAUUUCCAGAAACUAUUGGAUUUGUAUUUGAUAUGUUUCCUUUAGUUGUUCAACCUCCCCCUGAAAUUCCUGUUCCGUACUUAGAUGCCAACAAGAAAAUGAUAAUUCCAGAUAAGAAGGAAGUGAGUAUAGUGCUUAGAGCGAGGGCGGAAUGGUCGGCAGCUCAACAUACUCAUAAGGCAACGGAAACUCUGAGAGUAUGUUCUGAAGCAGCUAAAGUCAUUGUUUGGUCUGCUUGCAUUGGUGUAAGCAAUGUUGUGUGCCAUGAGAUUAAUGGCUACGCGUGGAGAAAUAUGGAAACUCUAAUUUCCUUGGUGAAACUAGAACUAGCGUCUUUAGAUAGAAAGAACAGUAAUGAGACGUUGAAGAUUCCUGAUUAUAUAAGUUUUGUGAAUGUCAUCACGAGGCAGAUGAAAACUCUUGCAGAGUACAAUCUACAAUCUGGGGCGUUUUCUGAAACUUCCGUUGCUCUUGAAGGAAGAUAUCCCCUUUCGGAAAAAAGCCCACUUCUCAGUUCCAGUGAUUUAAAUAGAGCCACCUCUACAUCCUCAUCCGAUACCCCUGUUCAUCUUACUGUUUUUCUUACUUCCGGGUCAAAAUGGACGGAUUAUGAUAAAAUUGUGAAGCUUGCCCAGGAUCUCAUAUCCACAUCUCCCAAAAAGAGAUCCAAAAGUUUGGGUGAAGUGAAAUUUGCUAGCGUCGCUAAUAUAUCCAACGCAUAUUAUCCCUCUCCGGAAAUUCUUCUGAAAUACACCUCAGCCCGACAAAUUGCCGGAUCAAUUAGUGGUUUCCCAUUGCAUCCAACAGAUAAUGAUCUUAAGAUCUUUUCCGUUCAAACGAGACCUGCAAAUUUUCCGGAUUUUGUUAGAGUAAUAAACGGUUAUUCAGAGAAACCCCCUACACAAUACGGUUCUGAUGUCAUUACAGCCUAA